Molecule: messenger RNA, 1935 nt
Organism: Sarcophilus harrisii (Tasmanian devil)
Lineage: Eukaryota; Metazoa; Chordata; Mammalia; Dasyuromorphia; Dasyuridae
Gene: CA5B
Product: carbonic anhydrase 5B
Exons: 8
Coding region: 146-1087 (313 amino acids)
Cellular component (GO): mitochondrion; cytoplasm
Molecular function (GO): carbonate dehydratase activity; zinc ion binding
Source: RefSeq, a predicted model, not a curated record
CCAAGAUGGCGGUGACAGCGGCGGCGCGGGCGAGGCGGCGGUUAGGGGAGUGAGUGGGCGGCAGCGCGAGCCCGAGCGCGCUCCCGAGAAGAGAGCCGAAGGUGGUGAGAUUUUUGAAAACUGUUUUGGAGACAAGAAGUUAAAAAUGGUUGUGUUAAAUAACUUGAAGGUAUUUCCAUACAAGUUGUUAUGGAAAAUGACACAGAAUCAGCGAUCUGUACCAGUGAGACCUUGCAGCUUGUAUACCUGCACAUACAAAACUAGGAAUCGGGCCAUACAUCCACUCUGGCAAAGCUUGGACGUAGUACCUGGAGGUGAUCGACAGUCACCAAUCAAUAUCCGAUGGAGAGACAGUAUUUAUGAUCCUUGCCUGAAACCCUUAAAAAUUCAUUAUGAUCCAAGUACAUGUCUUCAUCUCUGGAAUAAUGGGUAUUCUUUCCUAGUGGAAUUUGAGGAUUCUACAGAUAAAUCUGUGAUUAGGGGAGGACCUCUGGAAAACAAUUAUCGGUUAAAGCAGUUCCAUUUUCACUGGGGAGCAAUAAAUGACUGGGGUUCAGAACAUACUGUUGACAGUAAAUGUUAUCCAGCUGAGCUACAUUUAGUACAUUGGAAUGCAGUUAAAUAUAAAAGUUUUGAAGAUGCUGCAAUGGAAGAAAAUGGACUGGCUGUGAUAGGAGUAUUUUUGAAGCUAGGUGUACAUCAUAAAGAACUACAGAAAUUAGUAGAUGUCUUGCCAGCAAUCAAGCAUAAGGAUUCUCUUAUUGAAUUUGGAACAUUUGAUCCUGCCUGUCUUAUGCCAGCCUGCCCAGAUUUUUGGACCUAUUCAGGAUCUUUGACCACUCCACCACUUUCAGAAUCUGUCACUUGGAUCAUUAAGAAACAACCAAUUGAGGUUGAUCAUAAUCAGCUUGAGGAAUUUCGGAUGCUGCUUUUUACUUCUGCUGGAGAGAAAGAAAAGAGGAUGGUUGACAACUUUCGUCCACUUCAGCCACUGAUGAAUAGAACAGUUCGUUCUUCCUUUCAUCAUGACCAUAUAUUGAAUCUACAGAAGGGAGGCAAACAACAAACCCACCAUGUUACUCCAUAGAUAGCAAGAUUAUAUUUUAUUUCAGUAUGUGAUCUACUUCUGGGCUUUUGCCAUAAUUUUAAAGGGAUUUGGGAUUUGUUUUUAGGAAAUAUAUCUGAAUAUGUAUUACUUAUAUUUUAAAAGCUUAUUAGCAAUACACUUUUAGGGAGGAUUAAACAUGAAACAUUUAAUGCCAUUAAGUAUUUAAUGACAUUAAAUGUUUAAACAUUAAAUGUCACAGAAUAUUAACGUGCCUUCAACAGGUAUCUUGUCUGUAACUUGGUUAAACUUUCUCAGAAAAUUUUACUACUUUAUUUAGAUAAAAUUACUUUCAGAUUAAAAAGAAAAUAAAAGUACAUUCUCAACUAAGCAUAUAAAGGUCAUUUAAUCAACUUUAAAAACAUGAUAAAAGUUUGUAACUAUAAAAGAUCAAGCCUCAUAGAAAAAAAUGUGUAAGUUAUAGACUAAGUUGAUUUUUGCAUUGAGUAGAUAUGAAGUUGAAAGGGGAAAAGAUUGCAAUUUUAAUCAGAAUUGUAUGUCAUAUUAUUGUUAUUAAUUUAUGAUCAUGUAUAUUAGUUACUUUCCAUAGAGUAAAAAAAGCAGAGUUGGAAAACUGGUAUAAUGUCAUACAGUCUAUAUUUUGCAUCAGUGAUGAUCUGGGCAAAUCACAAUCUUUCCCAAUUAUAUAAUGAAAUGUUACAAUCUUUUGAUGAAAGAUGAAAAGCAUUUUAAACCUGGUUAAAUUAGGUGAUUUGCUAUGCAAUCCUUCAUACUCUAGACACUCAAAAUAAUAACUUAAAAUUUAAUUGCUAUUUUAGAAGUAUUUGAUAGUGUUUUGAUUUUUUUUCCACUUAAGUUUAUGUUAUGGG